AUGGUGGAUUUAAAAACUUUUCUCUACCUAGCUCUCCAGUAAAAAAUUAAUUUUAAAAUGAAAUUAUCCAUGAAAACUUGUCUCAAAUAAUCACACAAAGCAUCCUUAAAACAAUCAAAGUUAACAAUUUUUAAAAAAACGAUGAUCUAAAUUAAAUUAUAUACACUCUCAAUAAAUCUAGUAAAAUUAUUAAGGACAUCAUUUUUCUCAACGAAAAGAUAAACAAUUAACAAAACUUUUUUGAAUAUGUUUCUAUUUAGGAAAAGAAUAUUUAAUAUUUUUAUGAUUCUAUUGAGUAUGAAUUCAUCCCAAAAGGUAAACCUCUAUACGAGCUCGGUCAUACUGCAGAUUGCAUGUUUCUUCUGCUUGAAGGAGAAGCCUAUUACUUAAUUAAGUCUUUUGGCAAUAUGUGGAAUUAACUAAAGGAUGCUCUAAUCUUAGGAAAGUAUCUUGACUUAAACAUUGCUAAAAUAAUAAGGAAAUAUGAUUUUAUAGGAGACUAUGAUUUGUUGA
Molecule: messenger RNA, 513 nt
Organism: Tetrahymena thermophila SB210
Lineage: Eukaryota; Ciliophora; Oligohymenophorea; Hymenostomatida; Tetrahymenidae
Exons: 3
Source: RefSeq, a predicted model, not a curated record